UCUGUAUCGAAUCUUGAUUAGAUACGAGGCAACCUUAGGCACUCCACUCAAUGACGCCGCUUCCCCGCUUCUAUCCUAACAGACAACUAACUUGCUUAAACUCUACGCAAACAACCCCAAUCAAGACAACUUCAUCACUUCCGCCUUAUACUAGAUUUGUUCAUUUUGCAGUUCUCUCUUCAGUACGAGAUCAUACAGCAUGCAGUCUCGGGAAGCCUCUCACUCUGGUUCGUGGUAUUCCGAUAGCCAACGCACGCUAACCCGUCAACUUGAUCAAUGGCUUGCCCAAGUUCCGAAUGACAUCGAGGGCAUAGGUUCCCUACCAGUGCCUGGUGCACGAAUAAUAAUUGCUCCCCAUGCGGGCUAUGCAUACUCAGGACCCUGUGCCGCAUAUGCAUACAAGUCUCUAGAUCUUUCGAAAGCUAAGCGAAUCUUCAUCCUUGGACCUUCGCACCAUCAUUACCUCUCGACCCUUGCUCUUCCAGAGCUUACUUCAUACUAUACCCCGCUUUCCGACGAGCCACUUCCACUUGACACGGAGCUUAUCGCUAAGCUACUAUCAACCAAAGCAGUCAAGUCGAAUGGAUCGACUGUUAGCUUUACAACUAUGUCACGAUCUAUCGAUGAAGAUGAACAUAGCAUAGAACUCCAUCUUCCAUAUAUCCAUCGACUUUUGCAGCUUCAGUUCCCAAGCAAGCCCACCUCUCAAUACCCCUCACUUGUGCCGAUCAUGGUUGGAAGUACUUCAGCAUCAACCGAGAGUGCUUUUGGGGCCCUUCUUGCUCCGUAUCUGGAGGACCCGGCCAAUGCGUUUGUCAUCAGCUCGGACUUUUGCCAUUGGGGCUUACGGUUCCGUUACACAUACUAUGUUCCCCAGGCACCCAAACCGGGACCAAAGCUCCCACUUUCCGCUAACUCUCUCCCCCAACCAGGAGAUGAUAUCAGCAAUGUAGAGGAAAAAAUGGAAUCAGUUUCCGCCGGGCAGUCUUUGCAGCGGCGGGAUCGCAUCUCGAGUCGAGAACCAACGAUCCAUGAAAGCAUCUCGGCCUUUGAUAUCGCAACUAUGGCUGCUAUAACUACCGGUGUCACUGCAAAUUUCCUGGAUACGAUCCAAAGAACAGGCAAUACGGUUUGUGGCCGUCAUCCAAUCAGCGUGAUGAUGGCUGCUAUUGAGGAAAUCACGAGCCAGGAAGAAGGAAAGAAGGGCAAGUUCCACUUCGUAAGGUAUGAGAGAAGCUCGGACGCCAUUGAUGUGGACGAUAGCUCCGUGAGUUAUGUCUCGGCAUUUGCUACGCUAUAGUCUGUUCUCUAGCCAUUUCUUUCCUCUUUUUUAUCUUUCUCUUUUGUGUUAGGUUUCUUUGAUCUCUCACAGUACAGCAUGCCCGCCUUAUUACUUGAAAGAGCGCUACUAUACUUUGCUACCCAGUGAAUAGGAUUGUUGGUAACAAGUGAUCACAAUUCAGUUAACAUGCAACUCUCCCCACACCAUCUUGCUUUAGCACUGACACCGUGAACUCUCUUCCACCUCUUCUCCGCAGUUUUACCAUCAUAUACAGACAUAUUUCGUCCAAUUGAACCGCUCCCUAUUCUCUCUGGGUAGUCUGUGUGACAGUAAUGCUACCCAAG
This is a messenger RNA of Aspergillus alliaceus, 1626 nucleotides long. Its product is annotated as protein MEMO1. Lineage: Eukaryota; Fungi; Ascomycota; Eurotiomycetes; Eurotiales; Aspergillaceae. Bases 200 to 1300 code for a protein of 366 amino acids. The record is from RefSeq and is a predicted model, not a curated record. The transcript has 4 exons.